AUGCGCAUCAAGCGCAUGUCCUCGGCCGUUGAGAGCCAGGCCGACAUCGUUCGCAUGCAAAAGGAUGAGGUGCGCUACAAGGAAGUCUUGGAGCUGCUCAAUGCCAUGCAAAUAAGCAAGAGGGACACUGCCCACCGGCUUCGGUACAGCAACAUCCCGUUUGCUGCCAACCCCAAGUUCAGCGGACGCGAGGGUAUCCUUGAACGCGUGCACCAAGCCUUAAGCCCCGAGACCACCUCCCCGUCACUCAAGUCUAUCGCGCUCUUCGGCAUGGGCGGGGUCGGCAAGACCCAGAUUGCGGUUCAAUAUGCACACCGGAAUAUCGACAAGUUCGAUGCCAUUUUGUGGGUUGCAGCCGACAACACGAUUUCCAUCGGCCAGAGCUUCCGUGAGAUUGCCGAGGGACUCGGGCUGCUCCAAAGCGAGGAAGAGACCAAGGAUGCUGCCGCAGCCCUGCUGAUGGUGAGAAACUGGCUCAGCUCCUCGAGGACAAACUGCCUGAUGAUAUUCGACAACGCAGACGAUGUGACAGUUCUGAAAGCGGCGUGGCCCGGAACUAUCUGCGGCUCAGUGUUGUUAACCACACGCGAUCUUGCAGUAGCGACCUCCCUGGCAGCUCAGCACGUGCAGGUUGAUGCGCUCAGCGAGGAUGAUGGCAGCAAGCUGCUUCUCAAGGCCAUUGACGUGGAUCAUGCCUCGCCGGCUGAUGCUGAACACGCUCGUGCCAUCAGCCGGACUUUGGGCGGAUUGCCAUUGGCACUGGCUCAGAUCGGCGGAUUCGUCACUCUGCGGAAACUGUCAUUACACGAGGUGCUGCCUCUGUACGAGCGCUAUUCCACCAGAAUCCAUGCCCGCAAGGCACCCGGAAGCGACUACCAGCACACGCUGAGCACAGUGUGGGAUGUUUCUUUCGACAAGUUGACCGAGACCUCGACGACCCUUCUCCGCCUGCUGUCUUUCUUCGACCCCGACGGCAUCUCCGAAGACAUUCUCCUGCAGGGCUCUGACGGGCUCGAUGAGAAGUUCGCUUUCUUGUCUGACGAAUUGGACCUGGGCGACGCUUGUGAGGAGCUCAUGCGAGCAGCCCUCCUCAACCGAACUGGAUCAUCUCCCAUGCUCACCAUCCAUCGCCUGGUGCAGGAUGCCGCCAGAACGAAGCUGAGCGAGAAGGAACGUACGACGUAUUUUGAUGCAGUGGUCCACAUGCUCUGCUGGGGGUUUCCAGACCACUCAAGCAGCGACAUUGGUCACCAAAUAGCAUCUUGGUCGCGAUGCGAAAAGUGCCUCCCUCAUGUAAACCAUAUUGCCGAACUCGCCAUACGGCAUAAGUACCGAGCAGGGGAUAAGCAGAAGUAUGCAGACCUCCUGCUCAGGUGCAGUUGGUACCUGUACGAACGCGAGAUGUAUUUCAUUGCCAGGAAAAUGGUUACUCAGGCGAUCUCCACGUUCGAGGACACCACCACCCUGGCCUACGCAAGCGCCCUCGAUCUCGGCGGCCUCAUCGACCUGGACCUUGCCCGUCCCGGCGACGCCCUCGAACCAUUCAAGCGUGCCCUCGAGAUACGCAAAACCUGCCUCGGACCCGAGGAUCCCUUCAUCGCCUACAGCCUCAACAACAUCGCGCUCGCCUACACCGAAAUGAACCAACUGGACCUGGCCUACACAGCCCACCUAGAAGCAAUCCGCCUCCGCCUGCAGGCCCGCAGCGACCGCAUCGGCAACUCGUACAGCAACAUGGCCAGCCUGCUGCUGCGCAUGGGCCGCGCCGACGAGGCCGAGGCCAUGCUGGCUCGCUGCCCCUCUCUCAAGGACUUCACCGACGAGACCUUUCUCGCGACGGGCAACCCGCGCUUCUCGGGCGACAUGGUCCUGCUGUCGCGCAUCCGCCGCGCACAGGGCCGGCGCGAGGACGCGCUGCGGCUGGCGUCCAAGGCGCUGGCCUUCCGGAGAUCCCUGCUAGGCAACCGGCUCAAGACGUGCGAUUCGCUGUUUGAUGUCGCGUGUUUGUUGUUGGAGGAGGGACAUGAGGGAUCGGCGGUGCUGCUUCUCAAAGAAAUAAUUGGCAUCGCUGGGACGUUGGCCGAGGGUGGGGGCCAGCAAGCGCGAGCGCUGUAUAAGCUGUCGCAGAUACAGGCAGAGAGGGGCUCACUUGCGGAGAGUGAGGCAUGCAAGAAGGAGGCAAUUGAGUUGUUGGCCAAGUUGAGGCCGGAACUCAAUGACGCGCCAUUUGAAGAGGCGACUUUCUCGGAGCUGUGUCUGUGGAUGUUGUGGUGA
This is a messenger RNA of Thermothielavioides terrestris NRRL 8126, 2274 nucleotides long. RefSeq lists its product as uncharacterized. Gene Ontology annotation, molecular function: protein binding; ADP binding. The record is from RefSeq and is a predicted model, not a curated record. The transcript is spliced from 5 exons. NCBI's taxonomy places the organism in Eukaryota, Fungi, Ascomycota, Sordariomycetes, Sordariales, Chaetomiaceae. The coding region runs from base 1 to 2274 and encodes 757 amino acids.